AUGGAAGCCAUAUCUCAACUGAAGGAAAGAUUGUUAAAAUCUGACUAUUUGAUAAAGAAGUACAAGGAAAUGGAAGCUGAAUUAUCUCUGACUCAGCAAGAACGAGAUCUCUAUAAAGCCUAACUUGAAGAAUCAAAAUAGUAAAUAUCAAAGAUUGUUAAUGAAAAAACUCAAGAUAAAUUUAAUCUUGAAAGCAUAAUAUAAAAUCAAAAUCUUAAAAUUGAUGAAUUGAAGUAAAAAUAAAGAGAUUAUGAUCAGAUGGUAAAGAUCAAAGAAGAUUUUGAAUACAAUCAAAGGAUUAAUAGAGAUGAAAACUAGAAGCUGAAUCGCAAAGUAGCUCAACUUAAGAAUUAAUUAGACCAAAAGACUUAUUUGUUGCAAAAUUUAAGAUAAUACAGUUUUACUGACAAAUAGGCAGAGGAGAUUAAUUCUUAAGAUAAUAAUGAUUUGGGAGAUUAGAAUGAUUUUAAGUUUGAUGAGAGGAGAUUCUAAGGACAGGAAGUUAUAGAUAUAGAGUAGAUAAAAAAAGAAUAUGAGAAUAGGUUAAAAAGUGAAAAGUCAUUGAAUAAAAGUGAAACUAUUGAGAUGUUUCUAAAGAAAAGAGUGGCGAAGAGCGAGCUUAAAAGGUCUAAAUAGAGACUUCAAAAAAGAGUUCGAUUUAAUGAUGAAUAAAUUAUCGCAUCUGAAUGCACUGCAAAUAAAUAAUAGACAUCUGAUUAAAUCAAUUUGUAAUGA
Stylonychia lemnae is the source of this 735-nucleotide messenger RNA. The record is from the annotation of a GenBank genome assembly. NCBI's taxonomy places the organism in Eukaryota, Ciliophora, Spirotrichea, Sporadotrichida, Oxytrichidae.